Molecule: messenger RNA, 5828 nt
Organism: Porites lobata
Lineage: Eukaryota; Metazoa; Cnidaria; Anthozoa; Scleractinia; Poritidae
Source: the annotation of a GenBank genome assembly
GUUGCCAAGAAGAGGGUGUACAGUGUUGUAGCUGCACUUCAAGAAGAGUUUGUAAGUUAAAUGAAGACCCAAGGACAUGUUACUUUACUGAAGUUUCAGGGCUGUUAAUUCAUCUUUUCAGAAAGGAAAAAUGCCUGCCCAAGUCACUAUUUCAGUCAGACAAACUAGAAAAGUUGUCAGGCAUACAUCUGUACAUUAUAUCGGUUAUCACUCUGACUAAGGGAUAAAUUCUGUCAGACAUCAGUAAAUUUUAGUCAGACAUGGUCAGAUGACCGACUGUUAUUUGCAGCUUUGAGUUUACUGCAGUUUAUAUUACAGACUACAAAAUGUUUUUUCUACUCAGACAAGUACAUUCUUUGGUGUUCUCAAUGGCAGUGGCUAUAUGAAAACUAAAUGAAUCGUACAAAGGAUGAUUAACUUGACAUCAAGCUACAUGUAGGGUUGAUUUUUAAUCAGAAUGUUAUUGAUAACUGGAAUUUAAUUCCCAGUUGUAGUUUUAGAAACAUAACCUUGUGAUAGUGCUGACCGGUUUUUUGGGUAGUAUAAUUAUUAAUUAUUACUCUAUUACACUGAUAAAUAUCCAAAUAAAUAACGAUAAAUUAUCAUUACUAAUGGCAGCCAAUAAAGUUCUUCAUAUUUUGUUUUCCACCAGGGCGCCCUUGUUCCACUGUCAGAAGAAAUUCUUGAACAUCUUCAAACAGAAGGUCGCAGGUUGCUAGCUGAAAGACUGGCCCUUUGCUCAGGAGCUAAUGUCAAGAUGAUAAGCGGUAAUUUUCUUUAGCUUUUAUGGUACUUUUUCUCUGAGAUGCUUUGUAGCUGGUAUAAAAGGAGAGGGGAGGGGAGGGUUAAAAGCCAGUGGAGAUUCCCUCAACCCUGCCCUGUAUACUGAAUGUGGUGUAGCAAGAAGGGGGGAAAUCAUUUCUUUUAUUUUGCUUGUUCUUGUAACCUAUGUGGGAUUGUGUUUCAUGGAAAUGCAAGUAACUCAAGGGAUUAUGCUUGUAGAAUACGAGAAGUAUAGCAUUGUGUAAUAAACAUAAGGUGUCCAACCUGAUUGUAAGAUAUUCAUUCUAGUCACAACUUUACCCAUUUCUUAGAACGUAAGACCGUUUACAUUUUAACCCUUUAAGAUCAAAAUUUGAAUUCUCAUUUGUUGCCUCUAUUCAUUUCCUACAGAAGUAGUGGGGAGAAGGUGUUAAAAGAUCAAGCAAAUUCAUCUUGUGUGAUCAUGCCCGUAAUUCUCAUGACCACUCUGUUUUACAAAGGAUUGAUAUUACAAGGAGAAAUUUGAUGCUGAUCACUCUUAGGGCUUAAAGGGUUAAGGGUGCACACAUGUACAUGCACUUUACCUGACUCAUAAUAAGCAACCACUUACAUAUUGUAGCUACAGUGUAUGUGCAAUAACAUAUUUUUUAAUUCAAAGAUGAUCAUUACUUCGUUUAGACACGCAACUGUUUAUAUCUGGUUACCGUACGUGUGUAAACCUGGCAAAGAAUCAGCUUGCAAAGAUCAAGGUUAUGGUGAGUACUGUAUGCAUCUUUUUUUCUUGCUUGCUCCCUCUCUACUCUUAGCCCCUCGCGUGUCGCACGCGCCUCGCUCGCAAUUUUCGCUUACCUUCCAGUUUGUGUGGAGAAUAUAGGAAGAAGCUUAAACCAUGAAAGCGGCGAAAACGUUAGCAAAGUACAUUCGCGUGACUUGUUCUCAUUGGCCCUUGUUCCAUGCCUUUUCCAUUUGUCAAAUUUUGGUUAAUUUUUCUGUUUUCACACUCUUUGAUAGCUUUUCUUGUUGACACGAAAAGGUAUCUGGUUUUGUAUGUACAGCAACGGUCCGGACUAGAGUAAGUUAUUCACACUUGAAGCAUUGUGCCGGCGCGGUUGGCUGAGAGGGUUUGGUGCACUAAAUAGGCCACUUCCGAGUUCCAAAACCCUUACUUUCAAAAUGAGGCUGGGUGCACAACCUUUCUUGUGAAAAUGAGUUUUAUUUGCAUGAGAAUGAAAAAUGAUUUCCAUAUCAAAGGCUGAGCACCUACCCUCGUUUUGAAACCGAGGCCCGGAGGAACUCGGAAAUGGCUUAUUCCAUCCUCACUCCUAAAUAUAACAUUUACUUCCGUCUUAGUGGGUUGCAGUCCUCGCUCCUACCUAUUCACUUCCGCUAUACGGUGCAAAUACCUGUUCAUACUGUACCGUAGUGUGGCACACAACCUAUCCGAUAUGGGACGCUCCACUUUAGAGAUCGGCGCCGCACAGCUUCGCUCCGUUACAGAAAUCGCGCCGAAAUCACCGUUCUCAUAAAUGUGAUACGUAGCCCUAUCCAGUAUCUGGUAUAGUGUGAACACAGCUAUUGCCUUUUGCCGCUCUCGUACCCGUCGCCGUUGUCAUUACGUAGGCUUCCUAGUAAGACUGUGAAAAAAAUGCACUUUUUAUUUGAGUGUCAAUGUAUUUAGCUCGAAAGUACUAAUUGGGGACACUAUAUUUUACGUCUCCAACUGGAGACGGGACCGCCAUUUUACGUGGUCAUCCGAGCCACGCGAAGGUCUAGCCUGUUGCAGUGCAAAGGGAGUACCUUCAUUUCUCGGUUAUUUUAAGACCCUGAGUAUUGGUCCGGCCCGAGGAAUCGAACCCGCGACCUUCCCGCUCUGCAGUCAACACGCUCUACCGACUGAGCUAAUACUGCCGCGGUAAAAACACUCUUACACCUUAGUAUCUGAAUGUACCCUCACCAUUUGUUGUUAAAUGGUAUUAAGUGUAAUAUCUCUUGAUUUACAGCUAAAGUACACAGAUGAUCCAGACAUCAGUGUAGCAAGUCCAAGCCAACCAGAUAGUGCUGAAGAAGAGAUUGAACGAGUGGGUAGACUGUUCGCAGCAUUAGAAGGGAGACGACAAAGUUUAAAAGGUAAACAUUGCCAAGUAGUCUUCACCCGUAACAGGGUCCGAAAUUAACUUUUUAAUAUGGGCGCCAACUGGUGAGCAAGUAUAAAUUUUUGGUCGCCAGAGGGCAAAUUAUUUUCGCCAAAAAUUCCCCUUGGUGGCUUGGAACGUUCAACUCGUAUUGAUUGUAGCUGUUGUGGAGGUAUAUUUACAGGAAGAUUCGUUUCCCUUUUAAAUUAAAAAAAUAUCAGCAGGACAAAAAGUAAGACACCUGUUGGCAAAGAGCUUCGAGGUUUCAAUUCUUAAUCAUUUUCUCCGAACAUGAAAGUCUACAAUAACAACCAGCUUUACAAGUCGCCAGCUGGCUACCAGCUAUGAAAUUCUGGUCGCCAGGACUGAAUUUUUGGUCGCAUUGGCGACCAGGAAGGCGCAAUUUCGGACCCUGCGUAACAAUAACAAACAAGUAGUGAGCUCGUACUCCUUUCACUAGACGUUUUUAGUUGGAUUUUUUUCCUCAACAACGCAUGCUGUAAUUGGCCAUAUCGAGGCAAUCUCAUCGCCAGAGCCUUUGUUUCACUUAUCUGUAAUGGAAUUUUCCAUUUAGAUUUCAAGGAGGGGUUGAAAGGACGAGUUUCCGCUGAAAGUGUUUGAAAACUCCUUGAAUGUUUUGUUCAGAUGGGAAAUAAUGUAGUGUUAUAUCAAAGUAAUAGAAAAAACCCAGUUGUUGGUAUCCUUGAGUCUUAUAACUUGAUGUCAGACUGUACUGUGGUACUUUAACCUGUGGUGCUACAUUUUCAUCAUGAACCUGCGUGCGUCUCUGUUGUUCGAUAAUGAGCUUGAACUACAUAAAACAAACUUUAAACCAAUGAUAAAACCAAUAUCCUCAACUUGGUCCCUUAGGUCCCGCUUCAAUAACCCAGAUACUUUGCAGUGGAGUUGGUUUCUGUUUCUGAUGAAGGUCAUCCCAUUGGGUGAAAGGAUAAUAGUUAUCUCCCGGAUACUUAAUGCUACAGCACCAAAGGGAAGCUUCGGCUACACGCAUGUUCUUUUCUUUUUGGCUCGUAAUGGUAAUUUAUGCAUUUUAAUCGUGCGCUUAACCUGAGACCAGGCCCAAGUUCAGCAGUUUUCAUAUAUUCUCUCAUACGCAUUCGCGCUUUUAUAGGGCUCUCUAUUCGUUUAGCCUUGCCCGCGGGAAUUUCAAUUCAUAUACCAAGCGAAAAAAAAUAGAGCCUAAUCUCAGGCUAUCUUGCGCUAUUCGUAGCCUUGUGUAUAUGCCUUAAAUUUUUCUUUGAACAAUUUGUUACAGAGCCUAGUACUGCGGAUCUAAAGCCCAGCAAAGGCAGCUUGACAAGGGACUUCUUGCUUGCUUGUGCUUCAUCCCCUAUUGCUCAGCAGCGCCCAGCUGAUCUCAGCUUAGAUAGAACAGAGGAUUGGGUCCAAGCCAUUGUGCUAGUUAAUGUGAGUAUCGGGCUACGUGCAAACGGAUGCAACAUUGUUGACCAACAAUUCCCAACUUUGUUGGAUGUUGCAUGUUGUGUUCGUUUGCACACCCUGUUGCGUGUUGUUGCGCAAAGUUUGAAACCGGUCAAACUUUUCGCCCCGUGCAAACGGACGCAACAUUGUUGGCUUACAACUCCCAACAUUGUUGGGAGCUGUUGCGCCCGUUUGCACGUAGCCUCAGAGUGUUUUAAAAAAGAAUCAUGUGGGGUAUUUGUUCUUUGUGGAGUUGCCUGCGAAUAGAGCCGCCUCCAUCGCUGCCGUCGCGAAGGGACCCUGAUGGCAGAGCCUUUCUUUGAGUUUCACCAGCUCGAUUUUAGCGUAAUCGAGAAAGACACUGCACAAAUUGGGUAAGAUAUUUAUUGAGCAUGUGCAGCCCUCUUGCUGGGAUACCUGGAUAGCUGUGCGCUUGGUACAUGAACAUCGGGCUUAGUUACGAACAUCGGCUUAUCAAUAAACGGAUGCUUGUACUCGGAAAACCAGUUUGAGUAGAAAAAAAAAAACAAAACAAAAUUGACUGGUCCAGGGCCCGGUUCCUAAAAGGCAGAUUAGCGCUUAAUCCAGGAUUAAAAUUUUGUUCCACUUUUUGUAUUGAACUUCCAACGCACUGCUUAGAGUAACAUUUUGUGUUAUCAUUUCUUUUUUUCGAAGUAAAGACACAACAGUAUUUUGUAAGCUCAAGUUACAUGUUCUUAGACAGAAAACCCUUGCUUAAAAUUUGGCUUAAUUCCGGGUUAAACUUAACCAUCUUUCGAAUUCGAGGAACGAGAGGCCCGUUUCUCAAAAGGCCAGGUAACUUUUCGGGUCCAAAGGCAAAUUUUGAAAUCAAAACCUGUUUAAAAGUAGCUCAGUUCCUAACGAGGACGAGAUGUCAAUCCUUUUUUUCCCGCGUGUUAACAUUAGAUAACUUGUUCCGGCCGCUAUGAGAGUAGAAUGACAAAGGCUAUCGCGUUUUCCCGCCGAAAUGAUGUUGGUUCACGCCUGCGCACUAGAUAGUGUUAAGAAAAUCUCGUCCUCGUAGUCGUCUUUGUCUUGGAAUUUAAAGGUAAUCUCAUGCGGGACGAUAUCGCAACGACGAUUUUUAGCGCAGUACAGCCUUGCAAUGUUGGAACAAUGUUGCAGCCAUUCCAAGCAAUGUUGCAACAAUGUUGCAAUGGGGUGUUACGCAAAAAAUCCUGGUUGCCAAUCGUCCUCCAAUCCCGACCCAGUCUCCCUCGAACAUCAAAAUGACCUAUUAAGCAACAUCAAAGCGCCUUGCAAUCCUCGCCACUUAUCUACACACGCAAUAAAACACGUCUGAAAUAGCACCAAAAAAUCGCCUGUGUGAACGGGACUUAAAAACUAUAGGAUUUUACUUUUUGUUAUUUUCAGGGAAGAAGGGGCGAGGAGGUUCUGUUGGGACAAAGGAGAGGUUUUGGAUCACCUUCGUGUAAUUUGGAUUCCAGAACAAGACAUCCGUCAGUCUAG